AUGUCCCUUUUGAAGUCCUCUGAUGAACUUAAAGAAGUCCAAAUAGCAGUAACAGCUAAGGAAGAAUUUAUAAGAACUUCCAUUCCAACAAGUGAAGAUCACAGCCAAAUAUCUAAUAAGAGUGGAGAUGAAGGUCAACCACAAAGAAGACUAGGGAGGAUCAUUAAGAAAAAAGUAAUUUUUGAUCCAGAUAAUCCUGACAUAUUUACAGAAAGUACAGCUGUCAAUAAGAAUAAGGAAAUAAACACUGAAAAAGAGUCUCCACCAUAUAAGAAAGGAAAGACUGAUUUAACCAUAGUGAGAUCGAAGUCAAAGUCUCCCAUAUCUAAGUUGCAAUGGAAGAAGCCAUCACCAAAAAUGUAA
This is a messenger RNA of Parnassius apollo (apollo), 363 nucleotides long. The record is from the annotation of a GenBank genome assembly. NCBI's taxonomy places the organism in Eukaryota, Metazoa, Arthropoda, Insecta, Lepidoptera, Papilionidae.